Messenger RNA from Macrobrachium nipponense, 3544 nucleotides. Its product is annotated as gonadotropin-releasing hormone II receptor-like. Bases 228 to 1754 code for a protein of 508 amino acids. Gene Ontology annotation, molecular function: peptide binding; G protein-coupled receptor activity; adipokinetic hormone receptor activity. The transcript is spliced from 7 exons. Gene Ontology annotation, cellular component: plasma membrane. NCBI's taxonomy places the organism in Eukaryota, Metazoa, Arthropoda, Malacostraca, Decapoda, Palaemonidae. The record is from RefSeq and is a predicted model, not a curated record. Gene Ontology annotation, biological process: cellular response to hormone stimulus; G protein-coupled receptor signaling pathway.
AAAUCAACAUCCUUAAAAUAAAAGGAAAAAAUAAAAAAAGGAAGUGUAAAACUCCUCUUCAGUGCGAGAUGACCAUUGCGACAAAGAUUCGAAAUCCACGGGAACAUUUGGCUCCGACGAAGCCAUAAUUGAGGCUCUGGGGUAGAAUGUAAAAUUGGUCAUAAUGUGACCCACACAUAUGUGAAUUUAAAACCACCUGGAAUCAUACUUAGCAUUCCCGAUUCCUGAUGUCUCUCUCAGACAACAGAGCGACGCCCGUGAGGCCCAAGGAAUCAGUGUACUUCGGCUACGCCCGGAGCGACCAUCGGAAAAUGGACGCCCUCCCGUCCCUCGGCUCCUCCGAGCCCUUCUCGUCCUCGGCCUCGUCGUCGAUCCUGUACAACACGAUCCUCGAGAGCUACGUGGACCUCCCGUCGGCCUCCCACUUCAUCUCCAGCAGGGGAGGCAACAUUGAGAACUCGGAUUCCGCGUACGCCUCGAUACUGGAGCCGACCGUCCUCGCGGAAUCCUCGUCCCUGGCGAACGACUCGUUCUCCGUCGAUCUGGAAGUCUUCAACGAGUCCCACCGGGGCGGCGGAGGGUUUCAAGGCCUGAAGGUGCCCAAGGUCAUGCCCCAGGAGAUGAUGUUCAACGAGUCGCAUAUCAUCACCAUCAGCGCCUACUCGUGCCUCAUGGUGCUCUCCGCCCUGGGGAACAUCUCUGUCCUCAGGUCGAUAGCCAGACACAGGACGAGAACUUCUGCCUCCAGAGUCUCUCUGAUGAUUAUGCAUCUGGCCAUUGCUGAUCUGCUGGUGACCGUCUUACUCAUGCCCUUGGAGAUCGGAUGGGCGUGGACCGUCUCCUGGAAAGCGGGCGACCUGGCCUGCCGAGUCUUAGCCUUCUUCCGCACCUUCGGCGUCUUCCUCAGCGGGUUCCUCCUGGUGGUCAUCAGCAUCGACAGGUACCACGCCGUCCUCAGGCCCCUGACCGUUACGGAGGCAAAGAGGAGGGUCCGGAUCAUGCUGUGGGUGGCUUGGGGCGCCUCGGUCGUCUUCUCCAUACCUCAGACAAUCAUCUUCCACGUGGAGAAACACCCAGAGUUCCCCCGGUUCGAGCAGUGUGUCACAUUCAACAGCUUCCCGUCACCCACGUACGAACUGGUGUACAACAUAGCUGGCUUCGUGGCUAUGUACGCCCUGCCCCUGACGACCAUAGUCAUCUGCUACGGCUCCAUCGUCAUCGUCCUCUACAGGAAAGAUGUCAUAUCGAGAGAUCCCGCAGACGAACGCCACGCCCCCUCCCUGGGGCGUACAAAGACGAGAACCCUUCACAUGACGCUGAUCAUCGUCAUGGUGUUCACGCUGUGUUGGACGCCCUACAAUAUCAUGAGUCUGUGGUACUUUAUAGACCGCAAGAGCGCCCAGAGGGUCGAUCCCCGGGUCCAGGCGGCGCUGUUCAUCUUUGCCGUGGCCAACUCGACGGUGAAUCCCUUGGUCUAUGGAUACUUCAACGUCCGCAGAGGCUCCAAGAACCAUCCCGUCAAGCAGGAGUGGAGGAUGAAGAGGAUUGUUUACAAGCCCCCGUUCCGACAACACCUCCCCGGGUGUCUCUGCAGCCCCGUCAGGAGCUCGUCCAGCGACCUCCCCUGCCAUAACUUGUACCACACCCCUGGGGGCCUAAUGCCCUACAGGAACCCCAGGUACCCCCAGACGCCUGUAGGAGGAGGAGGGGGUGGUGGUGGUGGGGGUGGAGGACCUCAUUACCCAAACAUAUGAGAGUUCCCUCGAGGAUUGUGAAAAUCUCGACCGAUGUCCUUCAGAGUUCUCGAUCCGUAGUGUCUUAAAUCUUCCGCAAAGCUUUGAGUGCACUUGAGGUGCUGUUAGGCUAAAGGGUUAUAAUACGUAUAUAUAUAUGAAUCAUAUUUUCCUGUUCCAUCAUUCUAUCAUGAUAUGUUCAUCUCCUAGUGACCCUUGAUGCUACAGGUACCCAAAAAUGCUUCAAAAAAUCAAUUUACAAUGCCACAUUAACUUCUGAGUGAAUAUGUAAAAAAAUGACUGGGUUGGUAAGGUGGACUAGAAAAAGUUGGCUGAAGUUUCCUUAGGAUGACUGGGAUACCUAAAUACUUACACUAGUAACAGCUGGCUGCAGUUCUCUUAUGAUGAAUGGGAUGGUAAGGUAGACUAGAAACAGUUGGCUGAAGUCCUCUAAGAUGACUGGGAUGGUAAAAUACUUAGACUAGUAACAGUUGGCUGCCGUUCUCUUAUGAUGACUGAGAUGGUAAGGUAGACUAGAAACAGUUGGCUGAAGUCCUCUAAGAUGAGUGGGAUGGUAAAAUACUUAAGACUAGUAACAGUUGGCUGAAGUUCUCUAUGAUGACUGGGAUGGUAAAAUACUUGUACUAGUAACACUUGGCUGGAGUUCUCUUGAGAAGACUGGGAUGGUAAAACACUUACUAGAAACAGUGAGCUGAAGUGGUCUGGAGUGAAAUAAGGGAGUUUUUAUACAUGCAAAGGUAGAUGCUGCGAUCUUCUGAUCCUUAGAACUACUGCAGGAUGUGACUUGGAUGAACCAGGUGUCUAUUUUUUGAAGAGACAAUAAUUCAUUGUGACUGUGACUCCCGUCAAGGGUUUUAUUUGUAAUCUGGUUUGUUAGCAGGUUUUUGUAAAGGGUUGUGUGUGGAUUUUCACGAUUAUUUGAUCAGUUAGGGCUUGUGACCAGCAACAGAGGAUGAAAAUUUUGGCUGAGAUGGGUAUGUCACUUUUUUUUUAUAGAUAUUCGCCAUUGAUAGAACUGGCAAAUCUAAAGACUUUUUGCACUGAUCUUAGGAAAGACAGAAAGGUCCCUUUUUGUAGAUCUUUGGCAGAGACAGAAACGACAUUUUGUAAAGAUUUUGACAGAGACUGGAAUGGCGCUGAUCUUGGGGAAAGAUAAAAAUGUCCCUUAGUGAGAUUUUUGUAGAAUUAGUCACGUCAUUCUUCGAGAAUCUGGGAUGGACAGCUCAGCUAUUUGGGCGAAUUAUCUCAAAGGAAUAAGUGGAUUAUUCAAAGGAAUAGAUACAUAUGCCAAAAUAGAAGGUAAAUAGGUUCAAAGAAUAGGUAAAAUGACCUUACAGAAUAUUGAAAUGGACUCCCUAACUUAACCUAACCUCCUUGAGAUAGUUUGUUCUUGUUGUGAUGAACUAUCUCAGAGCAGUAGUUUAUGGGGGCAAAGGUUAUAGGUACAUAGGCCUAUCCAGAAGGUAACCAUGUUCAAAGAAUAGAUAGAAAGACUUUACAAAACAAUGAAAUGGUUUCCCCAGCUCAACACAACCUCCCUAGCAAGAGAAAUACCAAAAUAACAUUCGUUGAAAUGGCAGGGAAAUAUCUCAAAGUAAGAAGUACAGGUACAUAGGCCUAACCCAGAAGGCAUGCACGUUCAAAGGACCUUACAAAACACUUAAAUAGUUUCUCCAACUCAACACAACUUUCCACCGAGCAAGAGAAGGCAAACUUAACAUUCCCCCUGAAAGGACAAGACAGAGACACGAGAAGCCAACCAAAACAAAAGUUUUUUUUUUUUUUUUUUU